Gloeophyllum trabeum ATCC 11539 is the source of this 927-nucleotide messenger RNA. RefSeq lists its product as uncharacterized. Bases 1 to 927 code for a protein of 308 amino acids. Gene Ontology annotation, biological process: exonucleolytic trimming to generate mature 3'-end of 5.8S rRNA from tricistronic rRNA transcript (SSU-rRNA, 5.8S rRNA, LSU-rRNA). The record is from RefSeq and is a predicted model, not a curated record. NCBI's taxonomy places the organism in Eukaryota, Fungi, Basidiomycota, Agaricomycetes, Gloeophyllales, Gloeophyllaceae. The transcript has 6 exons. Gene Ontology annotation, molecular function: nucleic acid binding; 3'-5'-RNA exonuclease activity.
AUGCCGCAGAGGACUCCCGACGUUUCCUCUGCAAAGCUGGCUGUAAUUCACGAAAGUGUACCCGUGCUCCCCGCUGCCGAGAAAGUCCCUGUCAGCGGUAUCGUGGUCCCCGAGCCGGCAGCACCCACGGUCUCUGUCCAGCCGGAAUCCGUCCGCAUCAAGCAGCCUUACGACGCAUUCCUCGUUCUGGACGUCGAGGCCACCUGUGUACAAGGGUCUGAUUUCCAAUGGCCCAAUGAGAUCAUAGAAUGGCCGGUCUGUCUUAUGCGGUGGAAAGACAAGGCGCCAGACGGAACCGCUAACCAGCUUGAAACCGUAGCCGAAUUCCGUAGUUUCGUCAAGCCCACCUGGAGGCCAACCCUGAGCCAGUUUUGUACGGAUCUGACAGGCAUCACUCAGGUCAGUAAACAAGUGGACAAGGCUCCUACAUUCCCGGAAGUCAUGGUCAUGUUCUCGAAGUUCCUAUCGGAUAAUGGCCUCCUACACCCGGACACCGGUGAACGCCUCGUCCGGUUCUGCUGGUGUACGGACGGACCAUUCGAUAUCCGGGACUUCGUAAUUAAGCAGUGUUUCAUCUCUAAAGUCCCUCUUCCAGACUGGAUAAUAGGCGACGUCAUGGACGUUCGCAAGAUCGUUUCACGCAUCGCUUACCACGAAGGCCGCAAGAGCUCUGGGAAGAGCGCCAAGACUUACACGUUCCCGAGGCGCCUGUCUCUGAAUUUAACCUCCCAGCUGCGCUUUCUGAAUCUCGGUUCAUUCGUAGGACGUCAACAUAGUGGCAUUGAUGACACUCGAAAUAUCGCUCGCAUUGUCUCGGAAUUAGCGAGGAGGGGCGUGCGCCUUGAACCCAAUACUUACAUCCACGCUGACCGGCGUUGGCAGUGGAUGGGGAAACCGGGGGAGAUCCUUGAGGAGUACCUCUCAUGA